This is a messenger RNA of Onthophagus taurus, 1364 nucleotides long. RefSeq names its product ELMO domain-containing protein 2. The record is from RefSeq and is a predicted model, not a curated record. Gene Ontology annotation, molecular function: GTPase activator activity. NCBI's taxonomy places the organism in Eukaryota, Metazoa, Arthropoda, Insecta, Coleoptera, Scarabaeidae.
AAACAAACGUCAAAAUGAAACGUCAAAUUUAACCAAACAUAACCUAAAAAAUGUCCACGAUUUACGUCAAUUUUGCUGAUUUGUGAUGUAAUUAACGAAUUAACGAUGAUGUACGCGAUAUGGUUAUAUCUGACGUUAUUUUUUCGGCCGAUAAUCAAAUGGUUUCUACGGAAAACCACCGGUUUAUGUGAGCUUCAACGUAUUUGUUAUGGUGAAGUAUCCGGGGCUCCGAGAAUAAAAGGAAUCGAAAGAUCCUUAGAAUUGUCGAGAAGUCCCCUUAUUAAACAAUUAAUAAAUCACUUGAACGAUAUAAGUGAAAAUAAACGUUUAACGGGUGCUAAUGAGCGCGAAAUUUUAAACGGUGCGGUGAAUACGGUGAUUUUGGUGAAAAAGAUUAAUCCUCGGAUACAUUUUCAAUUUGUUAGUUCGUUCAGCAAAUGUGUUGAGCAAAUUUGGGGUUAUAGGCAGUUAUUAGCUAUUGUGGAAGAACAAAGAACAACGGCUUAUGAUUCUGAUAAUAAUGAUCAUGAAGAAAAAUUGUUUUUGUUAUGGGAGAAAUUGAUGCCGUAUGUAAAACUUGAUGGAAGAGUUACUAAACAAUGGCAAGAUAUUGGAUUUCAAGGGGAUGAUCCAAAGACGGAUUUUCGUGGGAUGGGAAUUUUAGGUUUAGAUAAUUUAUUGUUUUUUGCAACUGAAUAUAAUGGACCGGCAUUACAUGUUUUGUCUCAUGCAAAUCAUCCAAAACAUGGAUAUUGUUUUGCUAUUGUUGGUAUUAAUUUAACGUAUAUGGCAUGGAAAUUAUUAAAAAGUGGGGAUGCUAAAACUUACUUUUAUAAUGUUUCUAAAACGUUACCUACAAUUAGAUUAUUUCAUCAGUUUUAUAGUUAUUUAUUUUACGAGUUUGACCGUUAUUGGAUUGAAUGUAAACCGAAAAAUAUGAUGGAGUUUUCUAGUAUUAGUGAAAAAUUUGAGAAUAAUAUUAAAGAGAGCCUAUCUGAUAAUAGCUCUGUUUUUCGAAUAAAUAUAUCGGUCGAUACUGUGUGAUAUAUCAUCUUUUUUUCUUCAUUUUUUUUAAUAGCUUAAUUUUUAAUUCGAUUAGGUAGAACAUAUUUUUAUAUAAAUUAAUUUAUUAAUGUAGAUUUUUUUGUUUAUAGUGUAAUUUACAAUUAUGGUUUUAAAUUUCCGCUUUUUUAUGUCUUAUUCUUGCCAUACUUAGACAUUCAAGAUUGAUUAUUAUAUGAUAAUAAUUAUAUGAUUAUGUGACUAGUAAAUGUGACUAUAAUUACGAAUUUAAUUCAUUCCGUGAAAAUACAAGUGCACUUUGAUAGUGAUUGUAAAUUAAAUAAAGAAUUAAAGCACUUUUA